Knipowitschia caucasica is the source of this 462-nucleotide messenger RNA. NCBI's taxonomy places the organism in Eukaryota, Metazoa, Chordata, Actinopteri, Gobiiformes, Gobiidae. The record is from the annotation of a GenBank genome assembly.
AUGAGGGAGCCAGAUCGGGAGGAGCAGCUCGACGAAAACAUGCCCCCCAAAUUUAAACGACAUCUGAAUGAUGAUGAAGUCACAGGAUCAAUUCGUAGUGAAAGGAGGAAUCUCCUUGAGGAGGACUCGGAUGAAGAGGAAGACUUCUUUUUGAGAGGGCCGAGUGCUCCCAGGUUUGGGGCUCAAAAUGACAAGUUUAAACAGGUGCAGUCUCAAGUUGAUGAGGUCAUUGACGUGAUGCAAGAGAACAUCUCCAAGGUGAUCGAGAGGGGUGAUCGGCUGGACGACCUACAGGACAAAUCAGAAAGCCUUUCAGACAAUGCAUCUGCCUUCAGUAGCCGAGCCAAACAGCUGCACCGGAGGAUGUGGUGGAGAGACACAAAGAUGAAAAUUAUUAUUGCUUUGGUAGUGAUUGGUCUGCUGUUAAUUAUCAUCGUUCCUGUGAUCCUUCGAUAUCGCUAG